This is a messenger RNA of Daucus carota subsp. sativus, 1961 nucleotides long. Its product is annotated as probable nucleoredoxin 1-2. The coding region runs from base 28 to 1746 and encodes 572 amino acids. The transcript has 4 exons. The record is from RefSeq and is a predicted model, not a curated record. Lineage: Eukaryota; Viridiplantae; Streptophyta; Magnoliopsida; Apiales; Apiaceae.
GAAAUCAAAACUUUUAGAAAAGAGAGGAUGAUGACAUUCUCAAUAGCGAGGAGUAUGAAGCUAGGGAGAUGCUCAAAGCGGAAGAAGAAGACCCUAUUAUCUCCGACGAGAAAGAAGAGGAGAGCGAGUGUGCAGCCGAUUAAGAAGGGGGACAAAGUUGAUUUAUCAACUCUCCUCUUCACUAAACAGAGAGAUUAUCUUCUCAGAGGAGACAAGCAAAGGGUCCAGGCUAAGCAGCUGGCUGGUAAGGUUAUUGUAUUGUGUUUUAUGAACCUUGUUCAUGAGCAUUAUUAUUGGAUGCAAGAAACAACAUGCUUGGUGGACAUAUACAACGAGUUGCAGCCUAAAGGCUGUUUGGAGGUCAUCUUUGUUGGAGCACCAGAUGCCGCUCUUUGUUCCGCACAAGAAGUAUGUUCCACUCCUCAGGAGCAACGUUUUGAGGAAAGAUACUCUUUAAUGCCUUGGCUAACCAUCCCGUUCUCGGAUCUCAAAACCAGGAAACAUCUUGAAACACGAUUUGGUGGUAUCGCAGGUUUCAGUGAUAGAUAUCCUGUCUCUUUUGUUAUUGAUCCCGAAGGGGUUGUUUUGCAAGAUAAUGGCGGGUUUUAUUUUCAAGAGUAUGGGGCACCUGGAUAUCCUUUCAGCGAUGAAAAGAUAAAUAUCAUUAAUUCUGAAGAUGAUGCAGCCAUACAGCAUCCCUCAAUAACAACACUCUUGGCCUCUCCCGAACGUAACUAUGUCAUCUCCAACAGCGGUGACCAGGUUCUUGUUAGUGAUCUUGAAGAUAAGGUGGUAGCCUUGUAUUUUUAUGAAGAGCUCCCUAUAGGGGAGUCUCCCGAUGCCGACGACCUCACACCAAAGAUUGAAAUGGUCUACAGACAGUUGGCUAAAAAUGAGAACUUUGAGAUUGUGCUCAUUUACGCUCAUGACACAGUAUAUACUUAUGAUUGUACAACUGAAGCAUCAUUCCGGAAAACAUUCAGCAAAAUGCCUUGGCUGGCCCUCCCAUUUAAAGACCCAAAUUGUAAGAGGUUGCAGCGGAUUUUUGAUCAUCCACUGAGUUUGAAAGAUCUGGGACCAGAUCCUACACUAGUGAUUAUUGGACCUCAUGGGAAUUUCAUUGAAGAGUAUGGUGUCGACAUAUUGCUGAACUUUGGUAUUGCAGCAUAUCCAUUUACCCGUAAGUCAGCUGCCAAGUUGGAGGCUGAAAAAGCAAAGAGGGUGAAGCUGGAGAUGUUCUGGAGGGAUCCAAACACGUUUUUCAGACAAAAGGAUGGUCCAGAUGUUCGAUUCUCCCAACUUGCAGGGAAGAGAACCAUAAUCCUUUUUGGGGAUGGUUGGUUCCAUAAUUAUGUUGAUUUCUUCAGGGUUCUAAAAGCAAGGUAUAUGCAAAUGAAGAAUACGAUUGAAGAAUUUGAAGUGAUUCACAUCUCCCGUGAAGUGCAGGGAUCUGCAUAUAAGCAACGUGUUGCAGCCAAACAAUGUUUGAAGCACCCUCCAUUUUCUCAGGACUCUCCAUGGUUGACACAUCCUGCAUUCGCUUAUGAAUCAAAUGAACGCAAGUUGAUGCUAAGCAUUCUUCGUUAUGGUCGUGGACUUCUUGCAUUUGACAAGGAUGGAAGGCUUGUGACGGGAACAACAAGUCCUUCAAUUGAAAGGGAGGAUGCAGACUUUCCUUUUCACUCUGGUAGUUUGGAAAAUGAUGCUGUUAUUGAGUUAGAGAGCAGGUUCCACUGGCAUUCCUAAGACGAUGGUCCUUCCAACAGAUAGCGGGAGUAAUGGGUCGUUAUGUGUCUUUUAUUCAGGUUUUUACUUGGAAGGUUCCAGUGAGGCUUGUAGCCUUCCUAUUUAUUUUGUAUCCCACUUUAUAUGGGGUUUGCUACAGUGCUAAUUUUGUGCAUCUACUUCCGAGUGAGACACAAUGAUAUGAUAUAUUAACGAUAUAUUUAGCUGGCUGAUCA